GACAAGGCCAAGAGGCCCGCUGAGGCCGCGGCCGCCGACCCCGAGAAGCCACCUGCUCCCAAGGCACAGGCCGUGGGUUGGCCACCAGUCCGGUCGUACCGCAGGAACGCCAUGACCGUCCAGUCGGUGAAGAUCAAGAAGGAGGAGGAGACCGAGAAGCAGCAGCCUGCUGCUGCCGCUGCUGCUGGUGCCAACGGCUCCCACUUUGUCAAGGUGAGCAUGGACGGCGCGCCCUACCUGCGCAAGGUGGAUCUCAAGAUGUACAACACCUACAAGGACCUCUCCAUUGCUCUGCAGAAGAUGUUCAGCACCUUCACCGCAACUGGGAAUGAGGGGAAGAUGGUUGAGGCAGUGAACGGUUCAGAUGUUGUUACUACUUACGAAGACAAGGAUGGAGACUGGAUGCUUGUUGGAGACGUCCCAUGGGAGAUGUUUGUUGCUUCAUGCAAACGCUUGAGGAUCAUGAAGGGGUCCGAAGCCAUCGGUCUUGCACCAAGGGCCAAGGACAAGUACAAGAACAAGAGCUAAAGAUGGGGCAGUAAGAGGAAGACUAUGAUGCCACAAGGAUGGUGUUCUUGCAGUGUGCUAUGGUUUCUUAGAUAUAUAAUGUUUUCAAUUAUUAGCUGGAUUAAAAGAAGGGAGAGUUGCCAUGUUUAAUUUGUUGGUGGACCAGAAGCAAUAAUCUAUCUGUGUGUAGCUGGAUUGGUGUUAUGUGAUGUUCCCUACCAUGUGUCCCAGAAUCUACUUGGUGAUUUUAUUCUACUGUUGUCAAUUAAGUAUGUGUGAUUGUUAAGUAAAGGGCAUCAAUGAGACUAUUAUUAUUAUGGUAUCUUGUAAGUUAACCUGUUUGUUAAUUAUAAGCACACUAUUUUUGUAA
Triticum urartu is the source of this 877-nucleotide messenger RNA. Its product is annotated as auxin-responsive protein IAA13. Gene Ontology annotation, biological process: regulation of DNA-templated transcription. The record is from RefSeq and is a predicted model, not a curated record. NCBI's taxonomy places the organism in Eukaryota, Viridiplantae, Streptophyta, Magnoliopsida, Poales, Poaceae. Gene Ontology annotation, cellular component: nucleus.